This is a messenger RNA of Cyprinus carpio (common carp), 6023 nucleotides long. Its product is annotated as protocadherin beta-15. Lineage: Eukaryota; Metazoa; Chordata; Actinopteri; Cypriniformes; Cyprinidae. The record is from RefSeq and is a predicted model, not a curated record. The transcript has a single exon. Gene Ontology annotation, cellular component: plasma membrane. The coding region runs from base 848 to 3241 and encodes 797 amino acids. Gene Ontology annotation, molecular function: calcium ion binding. Gene Ontology annotation, biological process: homophilic cell-cell adhesion.
AACUAGUUCCGCAAUCAUCACCAUAGAAUCUGAAUUAGACUGUUAAAUUUUUAUUUAAUGGCAUUUUUCAUUUUAGAAAUUCACUCCCCUCUAAUGUUGCUAAUUACAACUCAUCAUAACCAUUUAUAUGGAUUAUUAUUAUUAUUAUCAUCAUCAUCAUGUGUUAAGGUUACAAGCUGGCUUAUACCUGUUUAUCCGACAUAGUCGUGAGGUAAUGUACUGAACUAUCUAUUUGACCUAGAAGUUUAUAUGAAAUUCUAAAUAGUGGCUAGUUACAUACAUUUUCAAAAGGGAUUUAGCCCCCCUAAAACGUUUUGUUCUUUGUAUUCAGUACUCCUCAGGCCCCUAAAUUAAACCAUAGCAUAUCAAAAUUGAGAUAUUUUUUAAUUGAUAUUAGUUUCUCAGUACUAGGUAUACUCCUAUGUUCUUUAUUUAAAAAAUAAAUAAUAAUAAAAUAAAAUGAAAAAAUACAUCCUGUGGUCUUUUGUUUGUUCAUGGUAACUAAAGUUUGUGGAUGGUGUGUCUGUAACUCUUUCUUUUGGUCUCUGGGUGACGCUCUUAUGCUAUACACAGCUUAGCAAGUGAUCUCAUCUGUGCCGUGUGCCCUGAUUCAGUAUAAUCAGUGUUACACAGUGAGCAAAGGAGGGGAGGAAUGAGGGAUAGAUGGGAGGGGAAUGCCAUAGGCAUGCAGAGGAAGGGAGAGAUGAAAAUAAAAAUUUAAGCCGACAGGAGCAGUCAUUAGAGUGCAGUGUCUGCUCCAGCUAUUUGAGGAUCUGUUCAGAAUGCGCUUUGAUCGUCAUUAUUUUUAUUCUUUUUCAUUUAAAUAUAGCCAUUAAUAUUUCACAACAUGAUUUGUUUGACAAGAUGCGUUUGGGCCAAUUUCUGUCUUCAGCUUUGUUUCUCGUUCAUUUGCAUAUGUGGCACUCUCAGUGAAGUGCGUUAUUCAGUUCCAGAAGAGAUGCAGCGAGGCUCUGCCAUUGGCAAUGUGGCAAGAGAUUUGGGAAUAGAUGUGACUGAGCUCGUGAGGCGCAAUGCUCGAGUUGUUGCUGAAGGUAGCCGACAGUUUUGCGAACUGAGCACAGAAACAGGCUCUCUGUUGGUGAGUGAGAGAAUGGACCGUGAGGAGCUGUGUGUGCAGUCUGCGCCAUGCGUCCUGCAAUUCCAGCUGCUCCUGGAAAAUCCGCUCAAAGUGUACAGUCUCCUCUUAGACAUCCAGGACAUCAACGAUAACAGUCCGACAUUUGAAAAUGGUCAGAUUGAGCUGGAGCUACUGGAGUCAACGGACCUGGGGAGGCAUUUUCCACUUGAAAGUGCUCACGAUCCUGACAUAGGAGCUAAUUCAGUUCAGCAUUAUCAACUCAGUGAGAAUGAAUAUUUUGCUUUGGAAAUGUACACCCAGGUGGACAGAAAUGCAUAUCCUGAACUGGUUCUUAAAAAGCCUUUGGAUCGAGAAAACCAAGCGGAUCAUUUUCUGACUCUAAGUGGAGUGGAUGGUGGCCGACCUUUUCGUUCUGGAGCGGCAUCAAUUCAUAUUCACGUGUUGGAUGCCAAUGAUAAUGUUCCUGUGUUUGGUCAAAGUGUGUACAAAGUCAGUGUGCAGGAAAAUUCACCUCGAGGCACCGUGUUGGUUAAAUUAAAUGCAACAGAUUUAGACAGUGGGAUUUAUGGGGAAAUUAGUUACUCUUUCAAUCACAUGCCUGAUAAGAUGAGGGGGGUUGUGGAGGUCGACCACGUGACAGGUGAGGUAAAGGUCAUGGUUGCAUUGGAUUAUGAGCAGGCCAGUUCUCACGAGCUGGAUCUACAAGCCAAAGAUGGGGGCGGACAGUCAUCUCACUGUAAACUCAUAAUAGAUGUGAUAGAUGUGAAUGACAAUUCACCUGUUAUUGUUGUUAAAUCAACUACUUCUACUGUGCCAGAAGAUGCUUCACCUGGAACCAUGGUGGCUUUGCUGCACGUUUAUGACCUUGAUACUGGCACCAGUGGAUGGGUCACAUGUAAGAUAUCUGAUGAUGUGCCAUUUAAACUUGUGUCAGAGGUAAAGAAUUACUUCAUGCUUGUGAUUGAUGGAGUUUUAGACCGUGAAAAGUGUCCUCAUUAUAACAUAACCAUGACUGCUGUGGAUGCUGGCACACCCCCUUUAUUCAGCAGUAAAACUGUAGCCAUAACAAUCACAGACGUUAAUGAUAAUCCUCCUAUUUUUAGACACAGUGACUACAGCAUCAAAUUUGUAGAGAAUCAGCCUCAGGGAACCCUGGUUAUUAAGGUCAGAGCUGAGGAUGCAGAUGAAGGCCAGAACGCAAGAAUUCUGUAUUCUCUUCCGGAAGAUGCCGCCUCUCAUCUUUCAAUCAACGCAGAAACUGGAGAGAUAUUUACUCUGCGCCCCUUUGAUUACGAAUCAUCCACUCACUUUCAUGUUCAGGUUAUGGCACGUGAUGAAGGCAGGCCAUCGUUCACUAGCACAUGCACUGUCCAGAUUUUUAUUGCAGAUCAGAAUGACAAUGCUCCAGUUGUUCUUUACCCAGUUCAGUUGGAUGGGUACCUUGCACAUGACAUUGUUCCCCGAGCUGCUCCUGCAGAUUAUCUAGUCACCAAAGUGGUUGUGAUUGAUGCAGACGCAGGGUAUAAUGCAUGGCUGUCCUAUCGAAUUGUAAAAGCCACACAGCCUAAUUUGUUCUCCAUUGGACUGCACUGUGGAGAAAUUAGGACACUAAGGCCAUUUGCAGAAGGUGAAGAAAUCAAACAAACCUUGAUAAUCUCUGUAAGUGAUAAUGGGCUUGAAUCUUUGUCUGCAACUGCAACUGUCAAUAUUAUAAUAGAAGACGGCUUGCCUAUCAUCGAUGAGCUCGUUGCACAUGACACAGAUAAAUUACAUGGAAACAGUGACCUUACUUUAUAUUUAAUAAUGGCUCUGGCAGCCAUGUCCAGUCUUUUCCUUGUGCUCAUCAUUGCCGUGGUCUAUAUGAGAUUAUGUAGAUAUCGAUACAUGUACCGUUCAACUACAAACUUACCCGUUUUUCCUCCUACCUAUGGACCACCUGGCUACUCUGAUGUGAGCUGCUUCAAUACUCUGCAGAAAGAUGAUCAAUAUAAUUCAUUCUUAACCACAGGCUCAUGGAAAAGGGACUUCAGAUUUGGCUCUGACUUUGUAGAUUUGGACAUGCUGAAUAAGAGAGGGACAUUGUUGCAUGUGAGUGGCCACAGUGCCACACGUGCAAAGCUAUUGGUGCCACAUAAACUCUAACUCAGAUGGUUUGACCCUGACAAAGAAAAUCCUUAUCAACAAAUUGUACUGAAAAUCCUUUAAUCAAACAAAUGACAAAUGUUCAUUAUUAUAAUGCACGUCUCUCAAAGUCCAUCACUUUAAUGUUGUAUGUUCUUUUCUGCUUUAAUUUAGCAUGUGACAAGAUUUUUACACAACUUGUAAACCCAAACUCUAAAAAGAUACUUUUAUUGUAUGUUGAUCUGCUCUAACCCAGACAGCAUGCAGUGUCGGCCCAGAUACGGCCCCCAUCUGUCCUGCAUGGAUUUCACGUGGGCCAGAUGUGGGCCAAAUCUAUGCCAACACUAUGAUGCUGUCUGGGAAAUGUGUGUGUACAGUUUGCAAGGAGUUUUGGUCACUUUAUUUAGAAAUCAAUAGUAGUUCAAUUUGUUUGGAUGUUUACUUUACAUUCUUUCACAUAAGCACUAUUUUAUCUCUUUUAAUCAGAGAGAUUCAUUUCUCUUUCUGUACUCUAGAUCUUUGGGAGGUGGGGGGUGUAUGCAUAAGCUGUUGUAUCAUGCUGUCUCCUUUCUUAUCUGUUAUUGUAAAAUUCAGUCUUGUAUGUGCAGUUUGUUACUAGUGACUUUAAACUUAAAAAACAAAUAAUAAAUAUUUCCUUUGAACCAUGGUAUAACAUGAACCAUGCAUGUACUUAUUUAUACAGAGAUCAGUUUUACCAUUUAUUUUGACAUUUACUCUGAAUAGUGCUAUUUAUGUGCAUUAUGUGCUUUGUAAAGUGACUUUCAGUUCUAGAAAAGGAGUUAUGUCAUAAAAUUAGUUUAUCAAAAGGACCACACUCUUAGUGUCUUCCUUAAACUGGAAAUAAGGUAGUACUACAUGCAACAUUCAACAGUCUCCCCAGUGUUCCAGCAUAUCUGACCUGUUUUUAUUUGGAGAUUUUUAUUUUGUCUUGGCUCAGAUAUGUUAUCUCUUUAAAUAAGCAGUGCGACGUUAGGAUUUGUUUAUGCAUAUGCUUAUCUUUCAGUCCAGGUAGCAUAAGAUUGUAAUGUGGCCUUCAAGUCGUUCAAAUUUUAAGGAUUACUCUAAAGUCUAGUCUAGAGUUACACUUGUCAUAUCUGCCUUCAGUUAGUAAUACAUUGUUGUUAGUAUCAGUUUCGCUCUAAAGCAGGGAUUCUUAUUGCAAAGUUUAAAAUUACUAGUGUGAAAUCUUUCUAAACCCAAGGGAAAAAAUUGGCUAAAGAUCAUAGGCACCGAUCCCGUGGGUGCUCCGGGGCUCAAGCACCCACAGGGAAAACUCAAGAUAUUCCGUAUUCACUAUCAUAUUGGUGAAACAGAUCUGGCAAAUUAUCCAGUUAAUAUUGGUGUUUGCACUCUGGAGGAGUCAAAAGUUUCAUUUAUGUCUUGUUUUCUGCCGCCAAUCACAGCCAUAUCUGUUGAUUUCUUGAAUGCAAUUUGCCAAUCAGAGGCAUUUAAUUUAGAAUCCUCUCACCACUCAAAACAUCAAAGCCAGUGCUGGGUUUUCCAAGAAUCCUCUCAUUAUAACAAAACUUCCUGAGAUCGCGAUGUACUAAAACAAGAAACAGCUUUUUAGUGAUUAUAAAGGGAGUGCUCUUUAUAUGCUUUCUAGGCUAUAUUAUCCAUUUAGAUUUGUAUGUAUUUUUAUUUAUUUUUUUCAGCUACACAAGCCUGCAUGCCACAAAGUUUCGGGAAUGACAUCCGCAUAUUAAUACAGUAUUCACACUUGAAAGAGCAAUAGACAAAACAAAAAAUAAACAUGAAAAUAUAUGUGCAUUGAUGCUAGAGCAUACUCACUAAUUUCUGAAAUUCCCUCAGUAUUUAAUUCUGGAACCGGACCUGGAUAAAACUGUGUUUGAGCAGUUAUCAUUAUAAGUAGCUCAUAUCUAGUUUUAUGUGGCAGUGUUUCAAAGUCUGAAAAAUGUGUUAAUUUCCUUUGUGAAAAUCUCUAUACACUUAAAGUACACAGUAUCCACACGGGCUUCCUCACCCUUACAAAAAUGAACCAUAGUUUUACUGCGAAUGAAACAAAAAAAAAAUAAUAAUAAUAAAAAAGGUUACUAUAAUUAAAACAUGGUAACCACAAAUUAAUCAUAGUUUAACUAUGGUAUUUGUAAUAAAACUAUGGUUAUACAAAUGGCAAUCAAUACACUAAAAAAACAUGGUUACUACACUUUUACUGUAGUAAAACCAUGGUUUAUUUUCGUAAGGGUGAAUACUCCUUGCAUCUGUUUAUUUAAUCAAAUGUGUGGAUUAUUUGGUUUUAUUUAGUGUGAAUAUCCAGUUUCAACAGCUCUGAUAAGCUAAUAAACAUCAUGAUUUGUGACGAGCCGAUGUUAACUUUUUUCGUUAAUCAGAACACAAAAUAUUUACCCCGUUUGUGUCUGUGAGGCAUUCGUUACAUAUUUCCCCUGUGUGUUAAAGGGUUAGUUCACCCAAAAAUUUGAAUUAGCCUGUGUUUUACCCUCGAGGCAUCAUAUGUGUAUAUGACUUUCUUCUUUCAGACGAAUCCAGUCAGAGUUAUAUUAAAAAUUGUCCUGGCUAUUUCAAGCUCUAUCAUUGCAGUCAGUGGGUGUUGCAGUUGAACAGUCCACAAGUCCACAAGUAUGACAGAUACCGUAAGUGAGAGAAAAGUGAUUAUUACAUUUGAAAUAUGGCCAUUUUUCUUACACAUGGAUUCACUUCAGGAGGCCUUUAUUCACCCCCAGAGCUGUGUGAGGCACGUUUUAUAAUCGAUGCACUUGCUUUAUUUGACGACUUGUGGACUGUUCAACUGCAACACCCACUG